This is a messenger RNA of Copidosoma floridanum, 942 nucleotides long. RefSeq lists its product as uncharacterized. The record is from RefSeq and is a predicted model, not a curated record. Lineage: Eukaryota; Metazoa; Arthropoda; Insecta; Hymenoptera; Encyrtidae.
AUGCUGCUGAUCAUCGUGGACGCCUACAGCAAGUGGAUGGAGGUUAAGGUCACCAGCUCGACUACGACCACAGCAACCACAACAAUCCUCGAUGAACUAUUUGCAGCCUAUGGGGCUCCAGUCACUGUCGUAUCAGAUAAUGGACGACAAUUUGUAUCUGAAGAAUUUCAGCAAUCCUUACGUCAAAGUGGAGUUAAACAUCACAAGCUGUCAGCACCGUAUCACCCAGCCACCCAUGGCCAAGCGGAUAGGUACGUCCAGACAGUCAAGGAUUUUCUACAGAAAAUAGGAACUACAACAGGCUCUCUUCAACGCAACCUAAAUGAGUUUUUGAGGCAGUACAGGAAGGCUCCGCACUCUACUACAAGACAACCUUCUGUUCAACUUUUCUUAAACCAAGUGCUUCGAACUCAACUGGAUCUGGUCAGACCAGACUCAACUAAAACUCGCAUUACCAAGAAACAGCAAACAACUUCCAACUCAACUUUUAGAGUGUUCAAGGAAGGACAAUCAGUCUAUUUCAUCUCGGGUAACGCUCGCUUAAACAAGUGGAUCCCAGCAGUUAUCGUCAAGAGACUUGGUGAUCUACACUACGAAAUUCAAGGCAAUGAAAGAAUUCACAAACGCCACGUGGACCAGAUCCGAGCACAUCAUGAGAAGCUUGGGAUUCCAGAGGAAAGAGCAGAAGAGCCGUUAACCAGUCCAGCAGCGACAGACAACGAUAAACACCAUAUACGUUACUAUAAACAGUCAGCUGUUCUGCUUCAACCGGACAACCAGCAGCCGCCCCCAGAGGUCCAGAUACCUGCAACACCACCAAGGACUUCACCACAAAGGACACCACCACAAAGAGCUCCCACUCCCGAGAAUGACCGUGCGCCGAUCAGAGAGGAACCGGAGACCACCGCAGCGUUAUACUCCCUAGUAUAUUUGAAUCUUUAA